This is a messenger RNA of Nicotiana attenuata, 918 nucleotides long. RefSeq lists its product as uncharacterized. The transcript has a single exon. NCBI's taxonomy places the organism in Eukaryota, Viridiplantae, Streptophyta, Magnoliopsida, Solanales, Solanaceae. The coding region runs from base 1 to 918 and encodes 305 amino acids. The record is from RefSeq and is a predicted model, not a curated record.
AUGCUCCGUAGCCAGAUGAAAGAGCACCAAGAAAGGGUAGACAAAAUACCGGGCGCCCCAAAACUUCUGCCAAAAAGAGACGCCGGUCGGUUCGUUGAGCAACCAUAUAGCGACAAGGCUACAGUGCAUGCCAUACCAAAGACCUUCAAAAUGCUGUCGUACUUAAAAAUAUACGACAUCACGACGGACCCGGAGGAUCAUGUGACUCACUAUGUCACUGUAGUAAAAGGCAAUGACAUUGCAAAGGAACAAGUGUCGUCGAUAUUGCUGAAAAAGUUUGGAGAAAUCCUAAUCGGGGGAGCAUUGACUUGGUACUCACAGUUACCUGCGCGUUCCAUAGAAACAUUCGAAGAAAUGGCAGACAAGUUCGUCACCGCCCAUGCCUGGGCCAAGAAAGCAGAGGCAAGGGUGAACGACAUAUUCGCCAUUAAGCAAUCGCCUGGCGAAGGACUCAAGGACUUCCUCGCCCGGUUCAACCGUGUAAGAAUGACCCUUCCAAAUGUAUCUGAGGGGAUGGCGGUAGCCACUUUCCAGAAUGGGCUAAGUAGAAGCGGGUCGAGGGUAACCAAAAAGUUGCUAAGCCGACUCAUGAAAUAUCCUCCAACCACUUGGGACGAGAUACACAAUGAUUACUGUGCCGAGGUAAGAGCCGACAAGGAUGAUCUCAAUGGACCUACCCAAUGUUUGACCUCGGUCCAAAUGAAGUCUAGGAAAGACCGGAGAAACGACAGCAAGAGAGAUCUAGCGGAAUCCCGACCUAAUCGAGAGAGACAUCAGCCUUACGUCAGAGGCACCCUCAUGCAACCUCCACGCCAUGAUGAAGGUCCAUCCAGGUUGCGAACGGGAAUCCACCAAAAUGAGAGAGGUAUGCCCCCUUAUUAUCUGCUCACAAUUUCUGUGUUUCCCCCUCAGAGAUAG